AUGGUCAACAUGAAGGCCUCGGGCCACCAGGGCCAGCGCAAGCGGCGUCAGGCAGGCGCGGAGGACGCGGUGACGAAGCUCGAAAAGCUCAAGCUCCGGCCCGACAGCCUCGCCUGCGUCAAUCCCGACGGCGUGCCUCUGCGGGUGGUGGCGCGUGAGAAGGUUCUCGGCGGCGAGAGCAACGCGCACCUCAAGGCGGCACUCGUCGCACCGGCGACGCUCGCAGCCCUCGGCGCGGCGCCAGGCUCUCGCGCGAUGCUCUGCCGGCCGGGCGGCGACUUCAUACUCAGCGCUCGCGCCGUGGCGGACGUGCCGGUGUCGGAGGGUGAGGUGCUGCUGGGCGAGGCGCAGCGGCUGUCGCUGCACGUCUGCGAGGACGAGUUCUAUGAGUGGGUGCCUUACCGGCCACCGGCCGACGAGCCGCCGCUCGCCGCGCUGAGCGUCGAGGCGCAGCUGCUGCACGCACGGCCAGAGGGCGAGCGGCUUGUGCAGGAUGCGGCGGUGCUGGGCCGGCAGGUGGGCAAGUGGCUCUUUGGCGAGAUGGUGAGCGACAACGAAGUCUUCAUCGUCUCUGUGUCUGGCGCCCAGCUCGUGCUGCGAGCGACCGGCUGCCUGCCGCAGCAGGCUGAGGACGAGGACGAGGACGACGAGAUGGGCGGCGGCGAGGACGAGGGCGAGGGCGAGGGCGAGGGCGACUCGCGCGUUGUCCACUCCAGCCACUGCUUCCGCGGCCUGGUGGGCAGCCGGACGCGCGUGUACGUCGGCCGCUCGACCGUCUUUGCAUCGAGCGCCUCGCAGCGGGCGGUGUGCGAGGGGCUCGCGCUAGUCAACGUGGAGGCAGCGCCGGCGGAGCCGCCCCGGAACGCGGUCCUGGUGGAGACGAGCGACGGGGAGGUCUUCCCUGUGCACCGCCGGCUGCUCAAGCCCUGCAUCACCCUCACGAGGGCGGUGCGCGACGAGAGCGGCUCGGGCGAGGCGGUCGUCGACGUCGACUGCUCGACGUUUGACCGCGUGCUCCUCUUCCUCGAGGCGGCGAACCGCGGCCGGCCGUACGAGUUCGACAUGCAGACGCUACCGCAGCUCGCGGCGGCGGCGGCGGCGCUGGGCUGCAGAGCACUGCGCGAGGCGUGCGCGCGCAAGCUCGGCGCCUUCGAGGAGCAUGUCGUCCGGCACAACGACGAGCGAGGCGGCUGCUGGGUGACGAUGGACGGGAUGGUCUUCGACCUCGAGGCGUGGCUGCCGGAGCACCCGGGUGGCGCCACCAUCAUCCCGCAGCAGGCGCUCAACGCCGACUCGACCGUCUUCUUCGAGCUGUACCACGCCUCGAGAGAGAGCUUCACCUACCUCAAGGAGUUCUACAUCGGCGAGCUGGCGCCCGAGGACCUCGCCGCCGUGCCGCGCGCGUCGGAGGACACGGCGAGCAGCGACUUCAUGCAGCAGCUCCGCGAGUUUGCCACGCCCUUCCGGCUGCGCCACCCACGCCCGGAGGAUGCAGUGCACAAGUCGUUUUGA
Molecule: messenger RNA, 1512 nt
Organism: Emiliania huxleyi CCMP1516
Lineage: Eukaryota; Haptophyta; Isochrysidales; Noelaerhabdaceae
Exons: 2
Coding region: 1-1512 (503 amino acids)
Cellular component (GO): membrane; intracellular membrane-bounded organelle
Molecular function (GO): heme binding
Source: RefSeq, a predicted model, not a curated record